Messenger RNA from Diceros bicornis minor, 2953 nucleotides. RefSeq names its product syntaxin 18 (gene STX18). Lineage: Eukaryota; Metazoa; Chordata; Mammalia; Perissodactyla; Rhinocerotidae. The transcript has 12 exons. The coding region runs from base 44 to 1108 and encodes 354 amino acids. The record is from RefSeq and is a predicted model, not a curated record. Gene Ontology annotation, cellular component: endoplasmic reticulum; membrane; SNARE complex. Gene Ontology annotation, molecular function: SNAP receptor activity. Gene Ontology annotation, biological process: intracellular protein transport; retrograde vesicle-mediated transport, Golgi to endoplasmic reticulum.
UGACGUAGGCCGGCCGGGUCGGGGCCCGUGAGUGCGGGUCGUCAUGGCGGUGGACAUCACUCUGCUGUUCCGGGCCAGCGUCAAGACCGUGAAGACGCGAAACAAAGCGCUGGGAGUGGCGGUGGGCGGCGGGGCUGACGGCAGCCGCGACGAGCUGUUCCGCCGGAGCCCGCGGCCCAAGGGCGACUUCUCCAGCCGGGCGCGCGAAGUGAUUUCACACAUUGGCAAACUGAGAGAUUUUCUUCUGGAACACAGGAAAGAUUAUAUUAAUGCUUAUAGCCAUAUCAUGUCUGAGUAUGGGAAGAUGACAGACACAGAACGAGACCAGAUAGACCAGGAUGCUCAGACCUUCAUGAGGACCUGCUCAGAAGCAAUCCAGCAACUAAGAACACAAGCCCACAAGGAGAUACAUUCCCAGCAAGUGAAGGAGCACAGGAGUGCUGUUGUGGAUUUCAUUGAAGAUUACUUAAAAAGAGUGUGUAAACUUUACUCAGAACAAAGAGCCAUCCGAGUUAAACGAGUGGUGGAUAAGAAAAGAUUAUCUAAGCUGGAACCAGAACCAAGCACAAAGACAAAAGAAUCCAUGCUUUCUGAGAAAGUUUCACAGAAUCCUUCAAAAGACUCUGAAGAAAAGCCUGUCACGGAAGAAUAUCCAGAAACGAUUCCGGCCGAAGCACAACCUGAAUUGAGAACCUGGGGAGAUGGCAAAGGUGAAGAUGAAUUAUCCCCAGAAGAAAUACAAAUGUUUGAACAAGAAAAUCAGCGCCUCAUUGGUGAAAUGAACAGCCUGUUUGACGAAGUGAGGCAAAUCGAAGGGAAAGUGGUUGAAAUUUCCAGACUCCAAGAAAUAUUCACAGAAAAGGUUUUACAACAGGAAGCCGAGAUUGACAGCAUUCACCAGUUAGUUGUAGGGGCAACUGAGAACAUCAAGGAGGGCAAUGAAGACAUCAGAGAGGCCAUUAAGAACAACGCCGGCUUCCGAGUGUGGGUCCUCUUCUUCCUGGUGAUGUGCUCCUUCUCCUUGCUCUUCCUCGACUGCCCCCGAUACCACCCUGCCCAUGGAGAAUUGGUUCUUCUUCUUACCAGCUCAUCAAACCUUCAAAGAUAAAGAUCAGAAAUACCUGCCAGCCACCCUGGGAGCACAGAGCUAUUUCCAGAAGAGAAAUGACAAAGGAAUGCAAUGUGUUUAUCACCCAGCACUGCCGCUGUUCAGCGUUUCAGCAGGCUGAGGCUGGGAGGAGCUGGUAGAGAAAGCUCAGCUUUGGAGUCGGGCCCACAUUAUGAGCUGAGUUCACUGGAGUCCACGUUCCCUGAGCCUCGGUUCCCUCAUCUAUGAAGUGGGGCUACGGAGUCAGACUUCCCGGUUUGCUGUGCAGACUAAAGUCAACAUGGGGCAGCUUGGGUAAGAAGCCAGGACGUGCCCAAGGUCACACAGUGGACAGAAAAGAGAAAAAGCCAAAAGGGGCACCGCUGAAGUGAUGCCCUCUUCCCCUCAGCAUCUUGACCUCAGCCACAGCUGGGCAUUGGGAAGCAGCGGACACACUGCAGAGGCAAAUAAUCCAUGCAGCCCUGCAGCACGCCCUUCCUGGCCUGCCCCGGGCAGGCUCUGCAGGUGAGCCCUGGCCCAUCCAGCAAGCAGGCAGCCACUUUGCUCCAGCCUGCACUGCCACUUCCCCUUCACUCUGUCCUCCUCCUGCCACUUGUCAGCACAGUGUCCUCCAAGACCUGAGGCAGCCAACACCCGCUGAGCAGCGAGUGACUGCUCCAGACUGGGAUAGGGCCUCCAGAUGGGACGGAAUAGCCCUGCCCUCCACGUGCCCAGGCCAGGCAAGUCAGACAUUACCGAUGUCAAUGUUACCCACACAACAAGGCUGCAAAAAAAUGCUGGGGAGGCACCUUGGGGGGCUGGUGGUGGGCAAGAACCAGGGGUAAGGAGCCUUCACAGGGCACAUGGCGCUGCAUGUGAGUGAAGAUGGGGAGGGGGGCUCCCUGGGAAGCUGCGACCCAGCCCCCAUUGGGCCGUUAUGUAGAGGGACUCUUAACAGAGCUGCAUGUCACCUGUGGGUGGGCUUGGGGAGGUCACCGACCCUCCCUGCGCAUCAUCCCUCAGCCGUAAAAUGAAAUGAUAAUCGGACCAGUGAGGUAGUCUGGAAAAUGUGCUCCAAGCAGCCCCCAGCACCUGUCAGUGCUAUUCAGUCUUACACGUGGGUUCCGCUGUGAGAACAUGUGUGUCCACAGACUCUACAAGGAACACCCAAAUGUAACAGUGUUGUUGGGUCUGAGGGUUUUCCCCAUUAUGUUUAAAACUUUUCUAUAAUACUCAUAGAAUAACUUCAUGGUUAAAAAAAAAAAAGCAGAAACUAGCGUCCUCUCCAGCCCAUGUCUGCCUUUUUAAAUCCUGUGACGCUUCUCCGCUUGGGGCCACCUGAAAGUGGCUGGCGGGAGCCUUCCUCUCAUCCACAGCCCCUGCAGGGGCACCUGCCCUCUGGUGUCCCUGCCCCUCCCCGCAUGCCAGAAGCUCCUGUGCCCAUCAGCCCUUCCCACAGGCCCCUCUAGGCUUAGGGGUCAGCAGGCCCAGCGCAGUCUGUGUCCCCAGCACACGGCUGGCUCUCAGCAGGUCCUCACCAGUCCCCUUGGGUAAACUGGCCAUUCCUCCUUAGGUCCCAGCCCACAAGAGCCCUGUGAUCCCCCUGGAGGAGGUGGCACUCAGUCACCCUGUAUCUGUUCUCUUCCUGACACUCGGCAGUGUCCAAAUCCUUGGGACCUGUGUCGGCUGGCCGCUUGUCUCCUCCACUAGAAUAAAAGCUCGAAAGCCAGGACCUGUCCUGCACUGUGCUUCCCAGCACCCAGCCAGGUACACAGUAGGAGGCACUUAAUAAACUUAGGCUGAGGAUAUGAAUGAAGAAGGUGUGACCUUGGGCACAAUGAAGAACAUUUCUGUGCCCCAUUUUCC